ACGAACAAUAAUAAUAAUUUGCAGCUUGCGCAAUUCAGCUCAGUAGGAGACUGACUUCGCAUCGCUGCAAUACGGCAAUCGAAAGUGAAAACGUUAACGCGGAACGUUAACGAGGGUACUGAAGCAAGGAUUUUUAUACAAAACAAAAAGCAAUAACUUUUUAAAGCAAAAUGAAAUUCGGCGCGGCAGAGGAAGCUGAAAUCGAUGAAUUAUAUGAAUGGUUCCAACAAAAUCCAAAACUGCCAAAAGAAAUUGAUCGCAUACUUUUGAAACGCUUCUAUAGAUGCAUGUACGGUGACAUAAAAGGCACCAAAAAGCUCAUACAAAUUAAUUACGGCCUGCGAAAUAAGCACUCACACAUUUUUCUGGAACGUGACCCAACCGAUUCAGAUAGCAAGCAAACUUUCGAUUAUGCUGAUUUGGUGCCAUUACCUGGUCUUACUGCAGAGGGCUACAAGGUGAGCUGUUACCGCAUGGUUGACAUGGAUCCGGGAAAGGUCAAUCAUACCGCCGAUACUAAAGCAUUUUUUAUGGUCUCUGAUUGUCGGUUCAAUAUGUAUGAUGGCGAUGUUUCCACCGAGGGGCAUUUAGAAACAUUUGCCAGUGGUGAGGUGCAAAUAUUCGACAUGAACGGCUACACAUUGAAGCAUCUGAGUAAGAUGACCUUCAGCACACUGCGUAUUUACAUGGCCUUCUUGCAAGAGGCACUACCAGUGCACUUAAAAGCUAUACACAUUAUCAACUGUCCGUCCUAUUUGGAUAAAGUAGUGAGCAUCAUGAAACCAUUUAUCAGUCGAGAAGUCUUCAAAUUGAUUCAUUUCCAUACCGUCAGUUUGGAUAGUCUGUACGAGCAUGUGCCUCGUAGCAUAUUGCCGGAGGAAUAUGGCGGAAAUGGUGGAAAAUUGGCGGAUUUAAAAGCACAACUUAUGGCGGAAUUAUCUCGCAAGCGCGAGUAUCUGAUGGAUCCAAAUCAUUGGAAGGUUGGUGGAGAGAAGGAAAAUGCAGAACGACGUCGUUGGCCAUUUAAAUAAUAAAUAUGCUCGUCGAAUUCUUCACAACAAUUCUAAAUGUAUAAAUGUAUUAUUUUAUCUUAAAUGAAUAUAUAUGUGAAAACAAAUUUGUAUUAAGCGCUUAUUAGGAUUUGAAAAAAUUUAAAUUUUGAGAAAUAUGGUUAUGAAAUUUACAAAUUUUUACUCUCAAAGAUAUAUACAUAUAUCUAAAUAAACACUCUUCUAAACAACUGA
Messenger RNA from Zeugodacus cucurbitae (melon fly), 1244 nucleotides. Its product is annotated as alpha-tocopherol transfer protein-like. The transcript has 7 exons. Bases 171 to 1031 code for a protein of 286 amino acids. The record is from RefSeq and is a predicted model, not a curated record. Lineage: Eukaryota; Metazoa; Arthropoda; Insecta; Diptera; Tephritidae. Gene Ontology annotation, molecular function: phosphatidylinositol bisphosphate binding. Gene Ontology annotation, cellular component: membrane.